AUGGCGGACGAAGGCGUUCCGGCUGCACAGGACCCAAUUCACCGUAUCGGGACCCAACAGAGCGUCUACAAGCGUCGCAUCGCCAUCGACGAGACCGAAGUCGACGAGGGCAAGCCCAACGUCCGCGAGAGCGACUUCAAGAAGCGCCAAGUAUGUCGGUGCUGGCUCGUCAAGCGGGCACAGCAAAGCAUCUGUGCUCGUUCUCCACGUAAAACUGAUUCACUCAUAGGUCUUCAAAGGAUGGACGCUGCUCUGGUUCGCGUACCAGGCUACCGGUGUCAUCUACGGUGACAUAGGAACUUCUCCCCUCUACGUCUACUCGUCCACCUUCUCCGACAACCCUUCCCGAGCCGAUCUCUUCGGCGCUGUAUCCCUCAUCAUAUGGACCAUUACUCUGAUUGUCACCAUCAAGUAUGUCUUCAUCGUUCUGCUGGCAGAUGAUGAGGGUGAAGGAGGCACAUUCGCCAUCUAUACCCUCCUCUCGCGCUACAGUGAUAUCAUGAAGCGCGAUCCACGCGUCAAUCAGCUCGUCAAGAUGGAACGACACGCCACAGACCAGCUACGCCCGAGCAAUCAUAGCAUUCGGACGUGGCUGGAGAAGAGCAAGAUUGCCCACGCGAUGCUCAAGCUGUUCGCGGUAUUCGGUGUCAGCUUCGUACUGGCGGAUGGUAUCCUCACGCCUGCACAGUCGGUCUUGGGUGCUAUCCAGGGCAUCAAAGCUGCCCAGGAGAACAUCGGUAACGACACCAUAGUCGGAGUCUCCUGUGCCAUCCUGGUCCUCCUGUUCCUGCUUCAGCCAUUUGGCGUGCACCGCCUCUCGUCCUCCUUCGCACCAAUCGUCAUCAUCUGGUUGCUCUUCAACGCCUGCUUCGGUAUCUAUAACCUGGCUGUCCACGACUACACCAUCCUCAAGGCUUUCUCGCCAUACUACGCCGGCGAGUGGUUUGUUCGAAACAAGACCGAGGGGUGGAUCAAUCUCGGCGGUAUUCUGCUUGCCUUUACCGGAGUUGAAUGCCUGUUCGCAGACCUUGGCGCCUUCUCCCGUCAAGCAGUACAGAUCUCUUGGCUCUGUCUCGCGUAUCCCUGCUUACUACUGGCCUACAUUGGACAAGCUGCAUACAUGCUGGAUGAUCCGAGUGCCUGGUCAAAUCCAUUCUUCAACACUGUCCCACCGGGCAUGUUCUACCCGUCGCUCGUCUUUGCUGUGCUGGCGGCCAUUGUUGCAUCUCAAGCUACAAUUACGGCUUGUUUCCAGCUUCUGGCUCAGAUCAUGAAUUCGAGCUACUUUCCUCAGAUUGAUAUGAAGUAUACCUCGACCACGCACCACGGUCAGGUCUACAUUCCCAUUGCAAACUGGCUGCUGAUGGUUGGAUGUGUGAUUGUUACGGCCGUUUAUAACAAUGUACGUCCAAGCAUUCGAUUUCACUAUUCCCACCACUCACGAUUCUGCAGACCACCCGCAUUGGACACGCAUACGGUGUCUGCGUCAUCCUGGUUACUUUCAUCACAACCAACCUCGUCGCACUCGUAGCCAUCAUCGUCUGGCGUAUCCACCCAAUCCUUGUCUUUUUAAUCUGGCUGCCCUUCGUCACACUCGACGGCCUCUACCUCAGCGCCGCAUUGACCAAAGUCCCCGACGGCGCUUGGUUCACCUUGAUGCUCGCAGCCGUAAUCGCAGCUUUCUUUGCUCUCUGGCGCUACGGCAAAGAAAAACAAUGGGCCUGCGAAGCCAAAGAGAAAUACGAACUCUCCCGGAUUCUCGUCAAGAGUAUCGACGCAGACAGGGACCAUACCACUCUCGCUCUGUCCGACGAACACGGCGGCGGCGAGCUCGCCCAAAUCGACGGGUUCGGAAUCUUCUUCGACAAAGCAGGCUCUUUCACCCCCAAAGUCUACGAGCAAUGGUUGAAGAAAUUCCGUGCACAGAUGGAUGUCGUGGUGCUCAUGCACAUGCGAGCCCUGAGCAUUCCACACGUGGACGAGGGAGAUCGCUUCGAAGUGACGAGGACGAGCGUCAAGAAUGUCUACCGGCUCAUCAUCCGUCAUGGCUAUUCGGACCACGUCAUCACACCCGACCUCUCCGGCCUGGUAUACGAAGAAGUCCGCAAAGCCAUCGUCCGCGGCAUCGCGCGUCCCCCGGGCUCCUCCUCGGCCGCUUCUUCCUCGGCCGAGAAACAAGAUCCGGCGGAGGCGGAGGUGGUCCAGCAGGACGCCAUCACCGCUUCUCGCUUAAGACGACUGGAUGAUGCCUUUGCCCGCCAAUCCCUCUACCUGGUCGGCAAGCAGCAGAUGCGCAUCAACCCGUCGUAUAACCUCGCCAAACGCUUCGUGCUCGGCUUCUUCCUCUGGGUGCGGGAGAAUUCGAGGAGUAAGAUUGAGAAACUGAAUGUCCCCGUGCAGAACUUGGUCGAGGUGGGGUUCGUGGGGGAGAUCUGA
Messenger RNA from Lecanosticta acicola, 2436 nucleotides. NCBI's taxonomy places the organism in Eukaryota, Fungi, Ascomycota, Dothideomycetes, Mycosphaerellales, Mycosphaerellaceae. The record is from the annotation of a GenBank genome assembly.